AUGGCACUUGAGCCUUCCACUCCGGUAGAACUGCGCUUCAGAGGUUCAACUCGUGGGUCGCGUUCCGAGCGGGCAUCCUUGCUGCCGACGGAGCCGGCACAUUGGUAUGCUCCCGGUGGACUGCGGGAUCCCGGAGGGCAGGUGCACAGCAUCAGCGUCGACGAGCUCCACGAGGCUGCUCUCAGAGGAGACAUUCAGCUUGUGCGAAAGUUUAUCGAAGCAGGUGCUCCCGUCAAUGCUCCCCUGCGAGUUGCCGGAGGGGACGAGUAUGUAACUCUUCUGCAUGUGAUCUCAGCAAGACGCACAUUGCCGAACGGGCCAGGCAUCGCCUACGAGCUCAUCUAUGGAAAGGCUAAUCCCAAUGCGCGCAGCACUCUGGGUUCCACGCCGCUGAUGUUCGCCUGCUUCCACAAGAAUGCACCCCUUGUGGAGGUCUUGUUGGACACUGAAGCAGAUCCAGAUGCCGUGGAUGAUCAUGGCAAGACAGCUCUUCGCUACGCCGUCUCCCUGCAGGGCAAGGAUGGGUCGUAUGAUGAAGAAGAAAAGAGUGCCCAGAUCAUCGAAAUACUGGAAGAGCAUGGGGGCGAUCUUGACAAAGGUGGAACCAUGGCGCCGAUCGCGGAGGCCACUGCCGCGACAACGGCUCUUCUCAUCCCUCGGGCCGCUGUGACGUGA
Symbiodinium sp. CCMP2592 is the source of this 675-nucleotide messenger RNA. Lineage: Eukaryota; Dinophyceae; Suessiales; Symbiodiniaceae. The record is from the annotation of a GenBank genome assembly.